AACGUAACGAUAAUUUCUCAUGUUCUUCAUAGCUGAGGAGUGGGUCAGAAAAGGUUAAUUUUUUCCCAAAUCCAAGUCCAAACAUCUCACAUUUUCCCAUGUGAUUUCUUUUUUUUUUUUAUUUGGGUUUCUUCUCCCAAAUGGAAUAUGCUAAUUUUCGGAUUCGAUUUCCACUCUCCAGUUGCUGAUCGCUCUCGUUAAAGUUUGGAAAAGUCAUUUCUGUUUUUUCUCUUUUUCAUCUUCUUCCUCCUGAUUCUCACUGUUUUCCCGAGUGGUGUUCUUUUCUUUUGACCCAUUGCGAAUACGUUGGCGGUUCAGAUCUCUGAUUAUGGUUUGGUUUCCUGCAAGCCACGUUCUCGCGACUUCUGUUUUGAUGUUCGUUUGAUUUUAGUUACUUGAUUCAAAAUGUGUAUACGGUUCGGGGGCUCUUGAUUCGAUUUUCUGGUUCGAGGGGUCUUGCUUGUUCGAAGAACAAUCUGUAACUCGAAAAUUUUUGGGUUUUGAGUCGCUUCAAAAGUGCGUUUUUAGUUGAUGGACAAGGAGAUACCGCAAAGCCAUGCAGGGGGAUUUCUGCCCCCAAGUUUUUACUCGGGUAUUUCACCAAAUGGGGGCAGUUUCAAUGGAAAAUCUGAAACAGACUUAUCUUCAAUGUCGUUACCUCCAAUGGCUCCGAAUGCUAAUUCUGAUUCGGGUCAUCGAUUUAGCCAUGAUAUUAGUAGGAUGCCUGACAAUCCGCCGAGAAAUAUUGGUCAUAGACGUGCGCAUUCAGAAAUCCUGACUCUUCCUGAUGAUAUUUACUUCGACAGUGACCUUGGUAUCAUUGGUGGUAGUGCUGGGCCUUCUCUUUCUGAUGAUACUGAGGAAGAUUUGUUGUCCAUGUACCUUGACAUGGAUAAAUUGAAUUCGUCAUCUGCUACGUCUGCAAUUCCAAUGGGCGAGUCAUCUACCGCUAUUGCAGAAGUGGCAGUAACACAUGCCUCGGCAACUGGGUCAGCAACAUCUGUGGAUGAUUCUGCUGUUGGUUUGAAGGAGAGGCCGAGGGUCAGGCACCAGCAUAGCCAAUCCAUGGACGGCUUGUCAACCAUCAAACCUGAGAUGCUUGUCUCGGGGUCUGAAGAAGUCUCUGCAGCUGAUACCAAGAAAGCCAUGUCAGCUACAAAGCUUGCUGAGCUUGCGCUGAUUGACCCCAAACGUGCAAAGAGGAUUUGGGCAAAUAGACAGUCAGCUGCUAGGUCAAAGGAAAGAAAGAUGCGGUACAUCGGCGAGCUUGAGCGGAAGGUUCAGACUCUGCAAACAGAGGCAACUUCUUUGUCUGCUCAGUUAACACUCUUACAGAGAGAUACAAAUGGUCUCGCUGCUGAGAACAGUGAAAUGAAGUUGCGGUUGCAAACAAUGGAGCAGCAGGUUCACCUGCAAGAUGCUUUAAAUGAAGCACUGAAAGAGGAAAUUCAGCAUCUGAAAGCUCUAACUGGUCAGGCGAUGCAGAGCGGUGGACCAAUUUCAAAUUUUGCUUCCUUUGGAGGCGGCGGCCAACAAUUUUAUCAAAACAAUCAAGCAAUGCAUACUUUGUUAACUGCGCAACAGUUUCAGCAACUUAAAAUCAACUCGCAGAAACAACAGCAGCAACAGCACUUUCAGUACCAUCAGCUGCAUCAGUUUCAGCAGCAACAGGCUGGAGACAUGAAAAUGAAAGGUUCAAUGUCUUCCUCGAGCCUCAAAGACAAUUCAUCACGUGCGAGCUCUCCCUCCUCUUGCUGAAAGAAACGAUCCAAACAAUCGAGUGCAUCUACUGAUCCCUAUCACCAAUAUAUACAUAUGGAAUGAGCAAGAGAUGACCCCAUCUAGAACCAUUACGGUAAGCGAUCAAAGUUUUCAUUGCAUCAAUACCCGAAAAGCUCAAUCCCCUUCCUAGAAGCAUAUCCCCUGGCCCCCUACCAUAAGCGCUUCUUUUCUUCCCUGCAUUCAUUUAUCUCUACGUAUAAUAUUCAUUGUUUGUAGCAGAAAAGCUGUAGUUGAUUUGUUUAUUAGCUUGUGGAUAUCACAGUUUCUCAUGUAAUUCCUUGUGUUAUUCAUUUUUUCUUUGAGAUUUAUUCAAAUUUUCUCUCCCAAGGCUGAGCCAUUGUUGUUUCCAAAUGGUCAUUUCUGCUGCCCUUGAAGGUGCCACUAUUUUCUGUGAACUA
Momordica charantia (bitter melon) is the source of this 2180-nucleotide messenger RNA. Its product is annotated as putative transcription factor PosF21. Gene Ontology annotation, cellular component: nucleus. Gene Ontology annotation, biological process: regulation of DNA-templated transcription. The record is from RefSeq and is a predicted model, not a curated record. Gene Ontology annotation, molecular function: DNA-binding transcription factor activity. Lineage: Eukaryota; Viridiplantae; Streptophyta; Magnoliopsida; Cucurbitales; Cucurbitaceae.